This is a messenger RNA of Drosophila kikkawai, 1650 nucleotides long. RefSeq names its product Ionotropic receptor 20a (gene Ir20a). The record is from RefSeq and is a predicted model, not a curated record. Lineage: Eukaryota; Metazoa; Arthropoda; Insecta; Diptera; Drosophilidae.
AUGUUGGCCCAGGAGCUGCUAGAUCUGUACGGUUUGGUCAUGGGCUUCCUGGCCGGCGGAGUGACCACCAUGAUCUACUACAAUCCCGCAGGACUCGACUGCAGCUGGAAUGUGCUGUGGCGGAGCAACCUCACCCACCAACCGCAGAUAGUCUGGCAGAACGGCAAUCCCUGUCCGGAUCUGUACAAUCAGUUCAAUGGCGACAUCCUUGUCCUGGCCUGCCUCUCGCCGGGGUCUAUGGGUGAACUGCACUUGAGGAACCUGGCCAGCAGUCUACGACACCUGAUGGCAGUGCCAGUGCUGGUCGAAGUGGUGGCCCAGGAUCGGAAGGCCUUGGCCAGCGAAUAUCUAUCGAUUUGCCUGCACAGGCACCUGCUCAAUGUGGAGCUGUAUUUCCGGGACCACCAGAAAUCCCUGAUUCUGUACAGCUACCAGGCCUUUCCCCACUUUCGGCUGAUCCAGAGGUCACUCUCGGAUAUCCUAAAAACCCAGAUCUUUGGCAAUAAGCUGGGGAAUCUGCGGGGACAUCGCCUGCGUGUACUCCCGGAUCUGUCGCCGCCCAAUACCUUCGACUACCGGGAUGAGCGGGGACAGCUGCAGGUGGCCGGCUACCUGUGGGACUUUAUAGUCACCUACGCCAGCCAGCGGAACGCUAGCCUGGAGGUGAUCCGUCCCGGCUGGCGGCCUGGAGGCGCUGCCGACAGCACCUAUAUGCUGGAGCUGACCAGGAACGGCACGAUGGACUUUGGCCUGACCACCGCUUUCAUCACUAAACGGAAUGUGAACCUGCUGCACCAGUACACCUACCCCAUCCUCUUCUCCAGCUGGUGCACCAUGCUGCCCGUGGAGAAGCCCAUUCCCAAGGACGAUCUCUUUGGCAGGAUUAUGUGUCCGGGAGCUGUGGUCCUUCUGCUGGCGAUCCUCCUGCUGGGCUACCUGGCCUUUGCGUGUAUGGAUUCUGUAAGGAACUGCGCCUGGCUGAGGAUCCUGCCCCGGCUAAUGGCCCUCAUCCUGCUGACCACCAGCACCGCCCAGCUGCUCUCACUGCUGAUUUCACCGCCGCCCCACAAGAGGAUCGAGAACUUUGACGAUCUCUUGAGCAGCAGUGUCCGGAUCUUGGGCAUGAGCAACGAGUUCUACGACAUGGACGGGGUCUUCCGAGCGAAGUACGCCGCCGCCUUUCACCUGAUCAGCGAUCCGGACGAGCUCUACGAGUUGCGCAACCACUUCAACUCCAGCUGGGCCUACACCAUCGCCCUGAUCAAGUGGCAUGUGAUUGAGCAGCAGCAGCACUACUUCUCCCGGCCCCUGUUCCGGCUCUCCACGGACCUGUGCUUCAACGACUAUGUGCCCACCAGCUUCGUCCUUGCCCCGGACUCCAUCUACUACGAGUCGCUCAAGGACUUCACCCUGAGCGCAGCGCAGGCGGGACUCAUGAAGCACUGGAUCGCCAAGAGCUUCUACGACAUGGUCGCUUCUGGCAGGAUGGACAUCCGGGACUACAGUGAGCAGGUGGUGCAGCAGCCCCUGUCCAUGGUCGAUCUCCGGCACACCUGGCUCAUCUUUGGGGCAGCCAUUGCGGUGGCCAGCGGUGUUUUUCUGCUGGAGCUGAGUUUGUUCCACGUCAAUGUUUUUCUCAACAGCAUAUAG